AUGGAAUCAAACGUUUCUCAUGCUUCCGGUCUGUGGGGCUUUUGUAAUCACCCUGCGGUGAUGAUAAUCGGAGAAGAAGACACGCCGAUCAACAGGAUCUCAAUCGACGAUUCUGUCUCCUCCGUGCAUGGUAAAUUUUCUUCAACAGUCGGUUGUAAAUCCUGGUCAAUUAAGGCUCAGCUAUGGCUGGAAAAGCAGCUGCAGAAACCGCAGCAAAGACAGCGUUUCAGCGUCCGUGAUUCCGUGGAGGGCAAAGCUCAACAAAUACAGAACGGAGGAGUGUAUGGUUACUGGGAGAUGGGGUUGUGGAAACUCAGCCAUUCUCAGUGGUGGAUGACAAGUUUGUCAAGGAACCAGUGA
Messenger RNA from Microthlaspi erraticum, 360 nucleotides. The record is from the annotation of a GenBank genome assembly. Lineage: Eukaryota; Viridiplantae; Streptophyta; Magnoliopsida; Brassicales; Brassicaceae.